AUGCAGAGCUGCGUGGCAGGGAGCCGGGCUCCCCUGGGCCUGCUCCUGGUCUGUCUGCACCUCCCAGGUCUCCUGGCCCGGAGCAUCGGGACGGUGGAGGGGAAAGCACCCCCAAACUCGGGGCCUGCUGUGUCUCUGCUUGGACAGCCUUCCCUGACGGGGCCCUUGAACUCUGAGCAUCCUCAGCCCAGGCUAGACCCUGAGCCUAACGAUUUAGUGAGGGCUCCUCUGGGGCUCAAUGACCUUCCACCAGACGCCCGCCCUGCAGGAGGUUCCGGGCCACAGACCUGGCCUCCCUCUGGGGGGCUGCCCGUGGUGGACUCCUGGCCCUCUGCGGGCCCUUGGCAGGCGAUGGCUGCUCCAGCUGAGGCCCUCCUAGGGGAAGUGCCUUCACUGCCCCAAAGGGUGGUUUACCUUUCCAGCCCAGCCAGCCCCCCUGAGGGGGGCCCUCUGCCUGUGAUGUUCUCGGCACACCCCGAGGGCCCUCCAUCUGAGGCUGCACUCCUUUACCAGGGCUCGGAGCCUGGACGGGCACCCCGAGCUAAUUUGCUGGGAGCCAAAGGAAAAAUCCUUGCCCAACGCCCACCCUGGCCUCUCAUCCACAGGGUUCUGCCUGGUCACCCCUGGGGGGUCCUGCGUCCCAGUGUGUCCUGGGGAGGCGGCGGACCUGGGACAGGGUGGGGAACGAGGCCCAUGCCACUCCCUGGGGGAGUCUGGGGUAUCAAUAAUCCGUUUCCAGGCAACCCCUGGGGGAACAUUAAUCGAUACCCAGGAGGUGGCUGGGGGUCUCUGAGCCAAUACCCAGGAGGCGGCUGGGGAGCGAUUCGCCCGUACCCCGGUACCAGCUGGGGGAGUAUUCAAUACCCAGGCACCAACGGUCAGCUUGCUCCCGGAGCUCUCCGUCCUGGCUCUUCCUGGGACCUUGCAGCCGGCUCCCCUCGUCCUCGGAACCCUGGAUCGCAGGGGCCUUAGGGUGCUGCACGAGGAGCCCGGAGCUGGAAGUCUGAGAAGGAAGCCUCCCCUGCCCCAUGCUGAGCUGAGUCGCCACCCACUCGGCCGCCCAGUCCUGCUGUCCCAUGCUCAUUGCCAAUAAA
Messenger RNA from Tupaia belangeri chinensis (Chinese tree shrew), 1094 nucleotides. It is a transcript of the gene CUNH6orf15, whose product is annotated as chromosome unknown C6orf15 homolog. Lineage: Eukaryota; Metazoa; Chordata; Mammalia; Scandentia; Tupaiidae. The record is from RefSeq and is a predicted model, not a curated record. Gene Ontology annotation, biological process: extracellular matrix organization. The coding region runs from base 1 to 972 and encodes 323 amino acids. The transcript has 2 exons. Gene Ontology annotation, cellular component: extracellular matrix.